Molecule: messenger RNA, 174 nt
Organism: Serpula lacrymans var. lacrymans S7.9
Lineage: Eukaryota; Fungi; Basidiomycota; Agaricomycetes; Boletales; Serpulaceae
Exons: 1
Coding region: 1-174 (57 amino acids)
Source: RefSeq, a predicted model, not a curated record
AUGAACGAUAGAGCGAGAGCCUCGUGGCACGCACGAUGGGUAGACCAUCGAGAGCCAAGCAACCUCGUUUUCACAAUGAUACAUACAAGGCAUCGAGGAAUGCGCAAAAUGAGUGAACUGUGUGCACUCACGUCUGCUGCUCUGAUGACCAUGGAUGUGAUGUCGCCGUGUUGA